AUGGCAAGGAACAGAAGGGAUAAAGAUGGAGGAUUUGGCACGGAAGGUUUGGUUGCUGUGGCGAUAGACAAAGACAAAAGCAGCCAAAAUGCUCUUAAAUGGGCUGUUGAAAAUUUGUUACAGAAAGGCCAAACCAUACUUCUCGUCCACGUCAAGCCUCGUGCUUCCUCUGCCUCAACAAACCCUUCUACUAACUCAAACUCUUCUAAGACAAGCCAAACAAAUGGUGAUUCUCAAGUGGUGACUGUAGAACCAGACGGCUCUUACAAACAGUUGUUCCUUCCCUUUCGUUGCCUCUGUUCACGCAAAGAAAUACAAUGCAAAGAUGUGUUGUUGGAGGAUUCAGAUGUUGGGAAAGCUUUAGUUGAAUAUGCAAAUCAGGUCAUCAUUGAGGUAUUGGUGGUUGGUGCUUCAUCAAAAGGAGGCUUUCUCAGGUUCAACAAACCAACAGAUAUUCCAGUAAUGAUUACAAAGAAUGCACCAGAUUUCUGCACAGUUUAUGUCAUAACCAAAGGAAAGCUUUCAACAAAGAGACCAGCCUCUCGUACUGCACCUUCUGUUUCUCCAUUGCGCAUUGAGAUUCAACAGAAUAGCACAAGGCCACAGUAUCCACGUUUGCCUUCUCCUGCAACUAAUAACACAAGAGCAGAGAGACAAUCAUUUGACUCUCAGCGCAGGUCCCUUGACGAUCAAUCUGAGUCCUCCAGGCCACCUUUCACUAGAAGAGGGUUGAAUGGGAGAGCAUCAUACGGAGACCUAUCAAUUCCAGAUGCUGACAUAUCAUUUAUAAGCUCUGGGAGACCAAGUACUGAGCGUCACUCCCUUUCCUUGUUUGACACUCCUGAUCAAAACCGGACUCCUACAAGGCUAUCAAAUUUCUCCGACCUUGACCGUGGUAGCUUUGAGUCAAUGACCUACGGACAGGGGUCAAUGGAUAUAAGCUCACCACCUGCUUCCUCAAGAGACUCAUUUGAGAAUGAAAGGUUUUCAUCUGCUUCUCAAGGAGGGGAGGAUGUGGAGGCUGAGAUGAGGAGGCUUAAGCUGGAGUUGAAACAAACGAUGGAAAUGUACAGUUCAGCUUGCAAGGAAGCACUCACAUCAAAACGGAAGGCAACGGAGCUUCAACGCUGGAAGUUAGAGGAGGAACGGAAGUAUGAAGAGGCAAAGCAAGCAGAGGAAGCUGCGUUGGCCAUUGCAGAGAAGGAGAAAGCAAAAUCCAAAGCUGCAUUGGAAGCAGCUGAAGCAGCUCAAAGGAUUGCUGAAAUGGAGUCUAAAAAGAGAAUCAGUGCAGAAAUGAAAGUUCUCAAGGAGACUGAGGAGAAAAGAAAAGCUGUGGAUGCUUUAGCCCAUGCAGAUGUUAGAUACAGAAAGUACUCCAUUGAGGAGAUUGAGGAUGCAACAGAGUACUUUGAUGAGAAGUAUAAGAUAGGAGAAGGAGGUUAUGGACCUGUCUACAAGUGUUAUUUGGAUCAAACACCUGUGGCUGUGAAAGCUUUGCACACAGAUGGAGCUCAAGGCAGGUCACAGUUUAAGCAAGAGGUUGAAGUGUUGAGCUGCAUGAGACACCCUCAUAUGGUUCUUCUGCUUGGAGCCUGUUCAGAAGGUGGUUGUUUAGUAUAUGAGUUCAUGUCCAAUGGGAGCUUAGAAGACCGUCUUUUCAGACAAGGAGACAGCCCACCACUCUCUUGGCAAACUAGGUUCAGAAUCGCUGCAGAGAUCGGCACUGUAUUGUUGUACCUUCACCAAACUAAACCAGAACCACUGGUUCACCGUGAUCUCAACCCUGCAAAUAUAUUACUAGACCGCAACUUUGUCAGCAAGGUUGCUGAUGUUGGCCUUGCUAGGCUGGUCCCUCCAUCGGUUGCAAACACCGUGACGCAAUACCGCAUGACAUCAACAGCUGGCACGUUUUGCUACAUCGAUCCAGAGUAUCAGCAGACAGGUAUGCUGGGUGUGAAGUCUGACAUUUUUUCACUCGGCGUUAUGUUUCUGCAGAUGAUAACAGGGAAACCACCAAUGGGUCUAACUCGUUACAUUGAGAGUGCCCUCGAGAAAGGGAAUUUGAAAGAUGUGCUUGAUCCAUCUGUCUCUGAUUGGCCUGUUGAAGAUACCAUAGAGUUUGCCAAGUUGGCUCUCAAGUGUGCAGAGAUAAGGAGGAAAGACAGACCUGAUCUUUCCACAGUUAUCUUGCCAGAGCUCAACAGGUUAAGAGCACUUGCUGAAGAAUCAAGUCAGUCUGCAGUAGUCAUCAACAGCCCUGGACCAAGCCCCACCUUUAGUCAAACUUCUUCCCCCAAGUUGUAA
Eruca vesicaria subsp. sativa (arugula) is the source of this 2304-nucleotide messenger RNA. NCBI's taxonomy places the organism in Eukaryota, Viridiplantae, Streptophyta, Magnoliopsida, Brassicales, Brassicaceae. The record is from the annotation of a GenBank genome assembly.